AUGCACUCUGCAAUCCAUCCAUGCGGGUCACGUGUUUCUCGCUCGAGGACUGGGUCAUGUGACGAGUUCUCGGGACAAGCCGCGCGAGCAGCCGAUGCCUGCGCUCACAUACAGUCGAAGCGCCAAAGGUCUCGGACUGCGGAGUUGAACGGCGUCCUCAAUAACUCGACAUCUACAGUCACCGCCCAUUUCUCUGCGCCAUGUGUCGCCGAGCGCCGUCAGCAUCAGCGUCGCCAUUCCAGCAGCAAAGCAUCUUAUCCUCCCAACAGCGCUGCCGGCAAUGGCAAGUCAGCUUCUCCCGCCAAGGAUGCACCUGUGACGCCAGCGACUCCGGUUUCAUCAUCAAUAUCAGGAAACGCAGCUCCGCCACGGACCAAGCGGGCAUACAAGGCGAGGAAGCCGCGUGCUGUAUCCAUGAGCAAGGUUGAGAAUCACUUCGCUGGGCUGCCUUCCGUGGAGAAUACGAAAGGCUGGCGAUACAAUGAUUUCGCCAUGUCAUCGUUCUUUUCACUCCAUCGACCUCUGGCGCUAAUCGUCCCGCUUCCCCGGCCAUCAUCCGCCGACGAAUUCGCGAGCAUUUUCGAAUCUCGACAUGAUGCAUGGCACAAUGGCAACUCCGCUGAGGGACGACCGGAAGAUGUGGUAUAUGCACUUAACCCGCUGUUCCAGGACACUACCGCGAGUGAGCUUGGCAACCAGGAGGGCGCAUCAUGGACGGAUAGCCAAGAAGGCAUCAUCUCAUUGGAGGAUGCGAAACAUCUGGAUGGUCUGACAAACGCAAAAUCUUUUGACGAUGUGAUGGCUCGAUUCCAACACAUGCCGUUCCGUGCUCCUCCACCACCUCAACCUUUUGUCGGAGACAAGCCCGUGAGCAAGAAACGCUCGGCCAAGGAGAGGGAGGCAUUCAAGGAGCAGACCAUGAAAGUUCUUAAUGGUCUCAAAACCGCUGAGCGCACCUUUCAGACACUACUCACAAUGACCGAGGCCACAUCACAGGACGGACAAAAAUUCUAUAUCGCCGAACGCGGUCCGAUUGUUGAGUUGCCGAAUGCGGAAGCCGAGGCGCUCGAGGAACAAGGCACAUCCCGCACCCGAAGCCAAUCUUCGCGUCUGCGGUCCAGACGCCAGAAUAUGACCUGUCAAGCCCUCCCCAAUCGCUCCCGUCAGCAAGCACAAGGCUCGCGAGUGUUUGUCCAGACGGUCACGCAACGAUGGAUCCGAAAGUCACCAACGAAGCGGCCCGAAAUGGUCUUCAUCUCCGUCAAGCGUCAGCGAAAGCUGAAGAUGAAGAAGCACAAGUAUAAGAAGCUGAUGAAGAAGACUCGUACGCUGCGCCGGAAGUUGGAUCGUCAGUGA
This is a messenger RNA of Dissoconium aciculare CBS 342.82, 1356 nucleotides long. RefSeq lists its product as uncharacterized. Bases 1 to 1356 code for a protein of 451 amino acids. Gene Ontology annotation, cellular component: mitochondrion. Gene Ontology annotation, biological process: mRNA processing. The record is from RefSeq and is a predicted model, not a curated record. The transcript has 4 exons. Lineage: Eukaryota; Fungi; Ascomycota; Dothideomycetes; Mycosphaerellales; Dissoconiaceae.